AUGGGAUCAAAUGGAACGCGCAAAGGGCCGCUGCCUGGAGGUCGCCAGGGCGCGUCUGGAGCUGGCGCUGGACGCGACAGCAUGCGAACCGCCAGCCGAGCGCGAGGUGCUGCACGACCACCCAGCAGCUCCUCGCAUCCAUCAUCCCCACCAGCUGGCUUGGUGUCGGCAGGGUCUUCGCGGGCUCAGCAAUCGGCACCCGCCACUGGUGGAGUACGCCGCAUGCGUUGGACAACCCAGAUGAACAGCAACGCAUUGCGGGCGUAUUUUAGGGCGAAAGGGGGAGAAACUGGAGACCGAGUUCGGUAUAUCUUGCGCUCAAAUACAUUUGAUGUCACCGAAAUCGAAUGGCUACGACGUGAGGCUGUUCCUUCAUCGGGUGAAAAUGCUGCGGCUGAGGAUGCGGCGCCACAACUUGCCGAGCAAACGGCAAAUGUGGAUGCCGCCGUGAAUACGCCAGUUGUGGUUGAUUCAAACGAUGAUGGAACAGUCGCCCAGAAACUGGAACUAGAGCAAAUGAGGAGUACAUUGGAAGAGGCGAUUGUGGAAACGCGCAGUACGACUCUCGAAAAUCGACCGCGUCUUCCCCGCUUAGCCCUAAGCAAGCGGAAUCGGGCUAUCGUGAGGGCUCUGAACCCAAUGCUGGUUACCUAUUUGGAAGCCAGCCGGGACCUUUGCGAGACGGACUCAAUUCUUUUUGGCGCCGCACUGGCAGUCUGCCGUAUUAUAGGUGCCAAACUUUCCACGGCUGGACGCGCUACUGGACAAAGUAGUGCUAUCCCAGCCUGGAGAAUAAGAAUUGAAGAACGUAUCGCAAAGGCUAGGGCCCUCAUCGGCAGACUGAUAUGCUUCAGGUCAGGCAAUACCAGGCCAAGGAUUGUGCGCACCGUCAGGAUGGCGUUUGCUGGGACAAAUGUUAGUUUGUCCCAGCCGGAUAUAAUGCAAAAACUGACGGAGCGCAUAGACGACCUGAAGCAAAGAAUAGCUGCUUGGGGAAAGCGGAUUCGGCGAUAUACCGAGAGGUCGACACGGUUCAACCAGAAUCCUCUCUUCCAGAGUGAUCAGAAGAGGCUCUAUAAAUCAUUGGAGCGACCAAUAGUAAGUGGAACGGGCCCUGCACCAAAUCAGGCCGACAUGGUCGCAUUCUGGCGCAGCCUGUGGUCAGAGCUCGUAAACCACAACGAGGGCCCUUGGACGGAAGUUGUGGCGAGUCAGUGUGCGAGUAUUACGCCCAUGGACCCCGUCAUCAUAACGCCGGAUGACGUAGCUGAGGCGGUCCGUAGGGCCCCGAACUGGAAAAGUCCGGGGCUUGACGGGCUGCAUCACUACUGGCUGAAGGGGUUCAUGGUUGGUUGCUCCGCUUCUGGAAUUACUGGUGUUGACGAACGUGUCGAUUCUUGA
Messenger RNA from Parnassius apollo (apollo), 1401 nucleotides. The record is from the annotation of a GenBank genome assembly. NCBI's taxonomy places the organism in Eukaryota, Metazoa, Arthropoda, Insecta, Lepidoptera, Papilionidae.